ACACAGUGCGCGGGCUGCUCCUUGGGCACCGGCGGCCCCAGCGCGUCCUUGCCUGCGUUUAGCAAGCUGCUUUUUUCCCCCUUUCGGAAAACGCAUUGGCCCUUCGGAGUUUGAUCAGAAGAGGAUUCCGGUCCCCGUCCCCCAGCUUCUCCAUCGUCCCCACUGGCGUGUCUCUCUCCCCUGGAGGUCUGAAGCGGUCCGGUGGAUACGGAUCCAUGCCUGCGCUCCAGCGUGUGUGUGCGCGAGUGUAAAUUGCCGAGAAGGGGGGAGAAUCCCAGGACUUCUGCAAAUGCUGGACUGAAAAUUGUAAUUCAUCUGCCGCCGCCGCUGCCUUUUUUGCCCCGCUGCGGUGCUCUUGAGAUCUCUGCUUGGGAUUGCGACGGAUUGACAUUCUCAGUGAAGCCGGAGUGUGAGGACCCAAUCUGGAAACCUUCCUGAUUUUUCCUCCACCUAGCCUCCAGACCCCAACUCCCGAUUCAUUGCAAGUUUCAAAGAAGCUUAUACAAGGAGACUUCUGAAGAUCGAUGGUGUGGUUGCCUUAUGUAUUUGUUUGGGUUUUACCAAAAAAGGGGAAACUUGACAGAAGAUCAUGCCGUCCUUAGAAAAUACAGUCGUCCCGCCUCCUCACCUUUCAGCAUUGCGGAGGAAGUAGACUGAUAUUAACGAAGCUUAAUAAAUAACGUGCCUCAUGAAAUAAAAAGCCGAAAGGAAUUUGAAUAAAAAUUUCCUGCAUCUCAUGCCAAGGGGGAAACACCAGAAUCAAGUGUUCGGCAUAACUAAAGACACCCCUUCAUCCAAGAAUGCAAAGCACAUCCAAUAAAAGAGCUGGAUUAUAACUGUUCUUUUUUUUUUUUUUUUCUUUCGGGGCCGUGGGGCGGGAGUCGAGACGCGAAGUGCUGUUGGUACCUGCAGCUUCUUUUCGGGGAAGGAUGGCGCAAGCCGGGAGAACAGGGUAUGAUAACAGGGAGAUCGUGAUGAAGUACAUCCAUUAUAAGCUGUCACAGAGGGGCUACGAGUGGGAUGCUGGAGAUGCGGACGGCGCGCCCCUGGGGGCUGCCCCCACCCCUGGCAUCUUCUCUUUCCAGCCUGAGAGCAACCCAACGACUGCUGUGCACCGGGACACGGCUUCCAGGACGUCGCCUCUAAGGCCCCUCGUCGCCACCGCUGGGCCUGCGCUCAGCCCUGUGCCACCUGUGGUCCACCUGACCCUCCGCCGGGCUGGGGAUGACUUCUCUCGUCGCUACCGUCGCGACUUCGCUGAGAUGUCCAGUCAGCUGCACCUGACACCCUUCACCGCGAGGGGACGCUUUGCCACGGUGGUGGAGGAACUCUUCAGGGAUGGGGUGAACUGGGGGAGGAUUGUGGCCUUCUUUGAGUUCGGUGGGGUCAUGUGUGUGGAGAGCGUCAACAGGGAGAUGUCACCCCUGGUGGACAACAUCGCCCUGUGGAUGACUGAGUACCUGAACCGGCAUCUGCACACCUGGAUCCAGGAUAACGGAGGCUGGGAUGCCUUUGUGGAACUAUAUGGCCCCAGCAUGCGGCCUCUGUUUGAUUUCUCCUGGCUGUCUCUGAAGACCCUGCUCAGCCUGGCCCUGGUGGGGGCCUGCAUCACUCUGGGGGCAUACCUGGGCCACAAGUGAGGCCAACAGACCCACCCCAAACAAAUAUGCAAAAGGUUCACAAAAGCAGUAGAAAUUAUAUGCAUUAUCAAUGAUGUACCAGGAAACAAAGUUGCAAUCUUUUUUUUAAAGCAGAGUAUACACACACACACACACACACACACACACACACACACCACACCACAUAUUCAGGCAAAUGGUCGAAUCAGCUAUUAACUGCCAAAGGGAAAUAUCAUUUAUUUUUUACAUUAUUUAGGGAAAAAAAGAUUUAUUUAUUUAAGACAGUUCCAUUGAAAUUCCAGGCUUUGAAAACCCUACCAGGAAUUGCCAAGAAGCAUGUGUGGCUCCACCUGCUGGCCUGUGCCUGUGGUCAUGGAUCUGUUUUCCAUAUUGGCCAGACUGGCCCACCAUCUAAAGAGCAAAUGGCGCAGGACCGUGACUGCUGGGGAAGCCUGUAGUCUGGCUGCUAGAAGCUGUGGAGAAGGCUUCAAUGUCAUCUCUGUCCACUGGCCCUGGGGGCCAGGAUGCUGGAAGGGGCAGGUGCCUACAAGAAAGCCUGGUCUUCCUUGGACUGGAGAGAGGACUUUUGUAUGUGACUCACAUGGUACAUAUCCAGUCAGAGGACAAAGACUGGAAACUCCAGAUGGACUUGGUACCCACUGAGACUUCCCUACUGAAAGACAGUGAUGGGAAAAUGCCCUUAAUCCAUAGGAAAUUAUUUUUUUAAGCUACCAAUUGUGCCGAGAAGCAUUUUAGCAGUUUAUACAAUAUCAUCCAGUACCUUAAGCCCUGACUGUACAUAAUCAUAUAUUUUAGAUACACACACUCCUCCUCCAAUACUCAUCCUGUCUGAGGAGGAAACAGAGGCUUCUGGGUUCCAGGAAGUGGAUGCGGGACGACUUCUUCGGCAUCAGGAAGAAUGGGAUGGCCUAGCGCUUCAGGCAGCCACAAGUGCCUGCUUUACCGAGACCGUCAUCUGCAGAACCUCCCUGUGGCUCAGCAACUUGGCCUGGGCAGCCUGCCCUGAGCGUGGCCCUCACCAGCCUGCGCACCGGGUUUGGAACGGAGCAGCUGGUCUCUCCCUGUCUGGAAGCUCUCAGAGAUCAGACUUGCCCAGUAAGAAAGAGCAAUAUUGAGACUUCCUUACUGGGGCCUGCUACCCUCAGGCCCUCCAGGCUGGGCCUGUCUGGAGCAGGAGAGUCACUCCUCCUAAGACACUUGCCACUGUAGAGAGGAGAAGGCAGGCUCAAUGCCUGUCCUACCAGAGGGCGUAGUGAAGGCAGGGACCCCACCUCACAAGAGAAGAAGCCCGCCCCCGUGGCCCUUAGGCAGCCACAGGUACCUACUGGCAGUGCUCUGCCACCUUGAGGCAAGGCUUUAAGUUACUUUGGCCAUAAAACCUAAGGAAGCAGUGAAGCGAGGUUCGGAGUCCAUGACCCAUGUCUAUGGGUUUACAUGCAAACCAUUAUCUUGUAGUUUGGUUUUAUUUGAAAAUCUGACAGAGGGAGAGAAUAAAAAGUUUCAGGUAUGUAUGGAAUGUAGAGAUUAUCUGUACAUCCUGGGGCCAAAAGGAAAAAAAAAAAGAUGGGAAAUUAUAGAGGAAUAACAAAAGAAGUGAAAUCUCCAACUAAUGAGAUUUCCCAAGUUUAGAAUUAGCAUGGGGGUAUUUGUGGAGUAACUUUGGGGCAUUAUCACACCCUAUACCAUUCAUCUGUAUUAACGUUGGAAUGUACUUCAUUCAAUGUUUAUUACUGUGGUUGAUAUUUCAAAAGCUGCUUUCGAAAACAAUCCAUGCAUCUCAGCAUUGUUUAAGUUGUAUUUAGUUAUGACCUCUAGAAUGUUUGUUAGUUACACAAACAAAAGAAAAGAUACUUUUUCCAUGUGAGGUAUUUGUCUCUUGAUUCUUCAAAAGCAUUUCAGAGAAGGUGGGAAGAGCUUGAGAGAGAUGCGAGGGGCUCAGGAAGCUGGGUUGGCUCACUCCCUCCACUGCGCUGUGGGGGCUUACCCCUCUGCCUGACAGACCCUAGGAUUGUUCAUCGAGAUGGAUAUAGCCGUUGCCCACUUGACCUUGUUUCUUCAAGGUUUACUCGUCCCUGGACAAUUCAGCAUUUAACUCAAGUUACCUAGGAUUACAUGCAUGUUUGGUUAAACCCAUGACAUUCAUUCAGUUAGAAAUCCAGAUGGGAAACAGAGCAAAGAGUUAGGGUCUGGCUAUGGCAGCUGGGCCUUCAGAGAGUUGCUUUGUGUGGCCUGUUGAGAAUAGAUGUAUCAGGAGUCCUCUUAUCCCGCCUCCCCCAGUCCUGCCUCCCUGUGCAGAGAGAGCAAGAGAGAGCGAGAGAGAGAGCGAGAGAGAGAGAGCAAGAGAGAGAGAGAGAGAGAGAGAGAGAGAGAGAGAGAGAGAGAGAGAGAGAGAAAGCCAGACCUCCCCAGUAGGUCUCAGAGAACAAGAUGAUCAGAUCUUUUCAAGUUAUUCUAAUUUUUAAGCAAAAUAUUAUCCUGUGAACGGUUUACAUUCUCCACGUGAUGAAUAUGGAAUAACAAACCCUGUGCUGCUAUCCUGCCAAGAUCAUUGUAGUGGAGGAGUCUGCAGUACACACCAAGUGUCCGGCUCCUUCAAGCUGCUUUUUGAAGUAACGAUGAAGAACACAGACAUUUUAAAUAUAAAACCUGUUUCUCUUUUGUUUUUGUUGUUAUUGUUUGAACUUAGAUUUGUAGAGUAUUUGAAAAAAAUGUAUAUACAUUAAAACAAAGAAGAAGAAGAGGAAGAAGAAGAAGCUCAUAGGAGUCCUUCAGGUGUGGGAUUUUGUUUUCUGAUUUGAAUGGCAAAUUCGCCCAGUCACUGGACCCCAGCACUGGACAGUAUUGGGGCUGCACUCGCUCUAAAAGUAGUUGGUGGUGCAUUUUUUUUCUUGUUAAAAACAUGUUAGAGGCAAAGAGUGUAUAUAGAAGCCUUGACUAGCCUUUUUCUUCCUCCUUUUUUUUUAAAAAAAAAAAUCUCAAUUACUUUGCAGUCGGGCAACAGAGAGCCAUCUGCAUGUAGUUCAUAUUUGAGAAGGAUUUCAUCCCUGAAUCUCACCUCCUCUGUAAGCUUUGAAAUCUCCUCUCCAUCAGUCAAAACCAAGCAGACAUAGAAGUGGGCUGAGAGAUUCAGAAAGAACCGUUGAGAAGAACGGCCCAGUGCCUUCCAUAGCCCCAGUGCUCACCCGGGCGCUCUGAAAGAGAGAUGGAGAGCAACGGAGAGGUUCAUCCCUGGUGAUUCCUCAGGGGCUGAACUUGUGUGCAGGCUUGAGAUUUCCACCAGAGCCACAGUUAAGGCAGCACUUUCAUGUAGUUCAAGUAAAACCCUCCACCCUGCCCAGCUUGCUUGUCUCUGCAUGUUGGGGUGUGGUCUUUAUUCAUACUUACAUUUUUUUUCCAUGGGCACAUACUUGCUUAUUACAUCUAAGAGCCUUGCUGUGUCUAGGAAAGGGGGAAGCAGGGUUUAGGAAGUGCUCAUAAACCCAGAGGGAUUAUAAUAAUCAGGACUGAAUGUAGAUAACGGGGGUAGUACCCACAUGUGUAGAGUCCCACACUGAAUAGAAUAGGCAGAAUUGUGAAUAGUCUGUGUUUGUAACCGAACCUAGACUACAACAACUCAUAGAGGUAAGCUUCAACUCUUAACUGUGCUUUGAAGGUGGUGGGUGUCUCUAUACUUCCUUAUCACUUAUGGUUAGAAAUGUACACCUACCCUAUCAGGAAAAAAUAACAGGAAAAGGUUGAAAUAUAAGCCAGUCUAAGGAAAUGAGGGAGCCAUUGAAGUUCUAUUCUGAUCUUAUUUUACGGUGUCUAUUGCAGCUCAGACAAAUAUGGUCACACACUUUUUAAGAAAUACAGUUCUACAUUGUCAAGCCCAUGAAGGCUCUAAUCUGAUCUGUAUUGUUGCCCAAUUUGAAUCUUUCAGGGAUUUUUCUAUGCCAUUAUUAUAAGGACAGAGGACAUUUGUUAUGAGGUGAGAGAGAGAGGAAGAAUUCUUAAACAAGUAGAACAUUCCCCAGAUGGACCAGGGUGUGAAGGUCUUCAGCAAACUCAAACUGUGAGGGAUGAGGGACCUUUAUGGGGGUCAAUGUUAUGUUUGUCUGAAGGCUUUCUGCAUUCUUGCUUCUGCAAGACCAUUUUUAAGCUCUAUGGUACAUUUAGAUUCCAGGGACAUUGACAUAGUUCAAAGUCUGGCUUAAUAUGGUCAUGCAAUAGCAUAUGUUUCAAGUUGGAUAUGGCUAAUGAGUGUUUAAACAGUAAGUUUGACAUUUUAACCAAUGGGAUAUUUAAACAACAACCUUCCAGUUGGUUGGGACAUCUGUUUCUCACUGUUUAUUAUACACAACGUAGAAAAAAAUUAGAUAAGAUUGGAUUAAGUAAAACAUUGUGGGACUGAAUUAGGUAAACGAUUGUGGCUGUCUUUUAGCCUCGGCCAGAGAAUUAUUCAAUCCUCUGUAGACAUCUGUGCACUGUGCAUCUCACUGGGCAUGAAGAAAACCAGGUAGAGGACAGAUGGUUCCUGAGCACUUCAUCCUGGAUACCCAAGAAGAAGAACCUAAAGCCAGUGUUCUGUGCACCAAGCCCAGGACUAAAGACAAAAACAGUCAUGGAAGAUGGAAAAGCUAGCUAAUCAGAAAUCCUGAGAAUGUUAAAUGUGUCGGCCAUGUGGCUAUGCCUCAAUGCCUGUACCUUCCCACUAGGGAACCUGCAGUGGGCCCUCCAGCUGGCUCCCUUCAGGAAAUCCUCCCCUCCAAGAUAACAUCUGAAGGAUUGAUGGCGGAUUCAGUUUCCUUUAGGAGACACUUUCCUUUGGAGAGGGAGGUUCUUUGUUAAAAUAUCUUCUUAGGUUUUCAACUAAGCUUUGCUUUGGCUUCAGUUAUAUUGGGGUUAUUUCUAAGUAAAGUAAUGUACAAAUAAGUGUUUUGUAUUGAAAGCUUUGUUAUCAAGAUUUUCAUACUUUUAUCCAUGGGCUGCUUUUAAGGUUGAUACUUUUAGGUGUGGCUGAUACCUACAGCACUGUACAUACAAGAAAUAUAUAAAUGUACUUGGCAUAGUUAAGGUAAAGUAAGUCUCCUGUUGGCUACCGUUACAUAUAAUGGCACUUUGUUUCUGUUGUUAGAAAAUGUUACAUUGCCAUUAACUCCCCAUGUCUGUCUGAAGAGAAAUAAAGUACAGUGUGCAGCA
This is a messenger RNA of Grammomys surdaster, 6818 nucleotides long. It is a transcript of the gene Bcl2, whose product is annotated as BCL2 apoptosis regulator. Gene Ontology annotation, molecular function: protein homodimerization activity; protein heterodimerization activity. Gene Ontology annotation, biological process: intrinsic apoptotic signaling pathway in response to DNA damage; extrinsic apoptotic signaling pathway in absence of ligand; negative regulation of intrinsic apoptotic signaling pathway. The coding region runs from base 930 to 1640 and encodes 236 amino acids. Lineage: Eukaryota; Metazoa; Chordata; Mammalia; Rodentia; Muridae. The transcript has 3 exons. The record is from RefSeq and is a predicted model, not a curated record. Gene Ontology annotation, cellular component: mitochondrial outer membrane.